AUGGGCUUGCCAUACAAGUGCAAGUGCAAACCAUGGUCCAUUCGACUCAAACCAGCCACUAAAUUGCCUGUGAGAGCCAACAAGGCCCCCAGCACGACCGCCAGCUUCAUCGCUGCCAUCUCCGCGUUCUUGACGAAAGCCACCCGCACCUCCAUCAUGAGCCUAGUGCGCUCAUACAAAGCGGGUAGCCUCCCUCGACCACCCAAACUGGCCGUCAAGCUGCUGAGCGUGAAAGGUAUCAAGGUCCUGUCGCUCCCCGAUGCCACUGAGCAAAACCUCAUGCUGACCAUGACAGUGAAAAUGUCUCCGCCUUGCGAGCCCAAAUCGGCGCGGUCCCAGCCCGCACGCCUGGCCGGCACCGUGGCCUUUUGGGGCGAGGUCCUGGUUUUUCACGAGGUCAGCAAGACCCACGACCUCGUCAUCACCGUACGCUCCAAGAACGAGGUCGUUGGCCGAGGUACCCUUCAUCUCAAUGCUCUCCUGGAUCACGACCAUCACUCGGAUAAAUCUACCACCGCCGUCCUGCCUCUCAAGCCUUCGGGGGAAGCCCGUUUGGUGGUCACACUCCAAGUCCCGCAGGUCCUGUUUGGGUCACCCCUGGAAACGGUUUGCAAGCGGGAGAACAACAAUAUUCCACAUAUUAUCCGCGAGUGCUGCGAGUUUAUCGACCUGCAUGGCACCGAGUCUGAGGGCAUUUAUCGUGUGCCGGGAUCACAAUCCGUCGUUGACGAUUUGCGGGCCGCUUGUGAACUGGAGCCGGCAACCUUUCGGGUUUGUCUGCUGACGCUCAUCAUCAAAAGCAAAAGAGCAACUUCAUCGCCCUUUUCCUCACCCCGACCCGGCGCGUUGUCCCUCUGCCAGCUUGACAACGGCCAACACAUCAACAACGUGGCAUCUCUUCUCAAAGCUUACUUGCGUGCACUCCCAGAGCCCGUGUUGAGUCACGAGCUGCAGGGACAGCUCAUUGCCAUUGUGGCUGAUUCUGAGCGGCCAGACGAUGAAAAGGUUGGCGAUCUCAUCGAGGCGCUGCAAGAUCUCUCAGAGCCUCGUAAACAGACGGCCCUCUUACUCUUUCGGCACAUGCUCAAGAUUAUGGAGUCGGCCGAGCGCAACAAAAUGACGGCUGAGAAUUUGGCGACCGUGUUCGGGCCGACCAUGGUAUCCGCGCCGGGCCCGCGCCUGUCCUUACGGCGUCCAAAGAGCAACGUGACAUUGGCACAGCUUCAGCGUCCCACGUAA
Monosiga brevicollis MX1 is the source of this 1239-nucleotide messenger RNA. RefSeq lists its product as uncharacterized. The transcript is spliced from 7 exons. Gene Ontology annotation, biological process: regulation of GTPase activity; signal transduction. Gene Ontology annotation, cellular component: cytoplasm. Lineage: Eukaryota; Choanoflagellata; Craspedida; Salpingoecidae. The record is from RefSeq and is a predicted model, not a curated record. The coding region runs from base 1 to 1239 and encodes 412 amino acids.